Capronia epimyces CBS 606.96 is the source of this 465-nucleotide messenger RNA. RefSeq lists its product as uncharacterized. The transcript is spliced from 2 exons. Lineage: Eukaryota; Fungi; Ascomycota; Eurotiomycetes; Chaetothyriales; Herpotrichiellaceae. The record is from RefSeq and is a predicted model, not a curated record. Bases 1 to 465 code for a protein of 154 amino acids.
AUGUCUUCCUCAGACAAGGACGCUUUGGUCGACCCUCACACGCCCUCACCGUUCAACUAUGCCCUCUCCUUCCUGCUGGUCGGCAUCUGCUGGGGGUUCACGACGCCGUUUCUCCGCAAAGCGGCCGUGAACUACACGGCGCCGUCGCAUCCCUCGAUCACGGAUCCGCACCGAUCCUGGCUUUCCAGGCAGAUCGCCAAAGCCUUCUACACAGUCAUCGGCCUCCUGAAAAGUCCAGCUUAUGCCAUCCCACUCGUCAUGAACCUGACCGGAAGCAUCUGGUUUUUCCUGUUGGUCGGGCAAGCCGAGCUCUCUCUCACUGUCCCCAUCACCAAUUCGCUGGCCUUCCUCUUCACCGUGCUCGGCGAGUGGUACGCCGAGGGGAAACUCAUCUCGAGGGAUACGUGGGUUGGCAUGAUUCUGGUUUGCGUUGGUAUAGGACUGUGCGUUUGGUCCAAGGCAUGA